GCACAGCCUCCAACGGGUCCUAGUCUCAAAGACUAUCCUCCUUCGACGCAUCUUUUCCAAUCGUGCGAAGGAUCUCCUCGUGGAUCUGUAUCUCCUCGAGCCUCUGGAUCUCCUCGAGGCUCUGGAUCGACUCAACCUCAAUGUGGAGGAUCUGUUCAUCGUCUAGCAUCCACGUCGAAACAACCUCCAUCAGCGGUUCAACGGGAAGCGUUCAAUCAGUCUCCUGCGACAGUUCAACGGGAAGUGUCCAACCAGUCUCCAAUCUUGAAUCAACAAUGGGAAGCGUCAAAUCCUCCACCUCGAGCCUCUGUAUCACAUCACGGCUCCAAGCUCAAAACUCACGUGCAGAGGAAGAAGAAGAUGAGGAAGCUGAGUCUAGGAAGAUGUUAAAAGGUAUUCAACUCUCCCACAUUUGAGCUUGAAACCCUAUGUUAUCUGUCACAAACGAGAGAGGGGUAUAUUUAAGAAUUAGAAGCUUAGGGAGGUACAUCAAUAAGAAGCGGAAGUACAUACAAAACAGUUCUUCUUUCACUUCCUUGCAAUCACAGCUGGAGGACGCCAACCGCAAAAUAGAGGAAGAAGCGACUCUACAAGCACGUCGUGAGGUAGAGACAUUGCAGGUGAAUCAGGUACUUUUGGACUCAACUUGGAGGUUUCUAGCACAAGGGAUGGACAGACUCGAGUUCGGGGGAUCUAAGGAAGGACUUAAACUAUACUCGGCUUAUAUACUCGGCUGGAGGCCGAGCGGAGCACACUUGAAGAACAAGGAGUCUACUCGACCAAGGCACUCGGCUGGAGGCCGAGUAAUGCACUUAAGGAAGAAGAGAAGCUGCUCGACCAAGCCACUCGACCAAGACCCGAGUGAUGUGACCAAGAGGAAGUCACUCGACUUUUCUACUCGGCCAAGACCCGAGUGGUGCAGC
Messenger RNA from Arabidopsis thaliana (thale cress), 923 nucleotides. RefSeq lists its product as uncharacterized. Bases 141 to 416 code for a protein of 91 amino acids. The transcript is spliced from 4 exons. NCBI's taxonomy places the organism in Eukaryota, Viridiplantae, Streptophyta, Magnoliopsida, Brassicales, Brassicaceae. The record is from RefSeq and is marked reviewed.